Telopea speciosissima is the source of this 2619-nucleotide messenger RNA. RefSeq lists its product as uncharacterized. Gene Ontology annotation, molecular function: poly(A) binding. The coding region runs from base 360 to 2483 and encodes 707 amino acids. The record is from RefSeq and is a predicted model, not a curated record. Gene Ontology annotation, cellular component: nucleus; cytoplasm. The transcript is spliced from 9 exons. Lineage: Eukaryota; Viridiplantae; Streptophyta; Magnoliopsida; Proteales; Proteaceae. Gene Ontology annotation, biological process: mRNA processing; regulation of mRNA stability.
UAACCACUCACAGGGCUCGGUGGUGGUUUUGGGAGGAACUUCCCCCGGCAAAAGACGCUUGGGGUUCUCUGCUUUGUAGAGGAACUUGUCGCCGGAAAUAAUCUGUUGAUCGGAAAAAUUCUCUUUAUAUAUUCUUGGAUUUCUUCAUUAUAUCUUUUUUAUCCAGUUUUGUUGCGGAUUCAUCGAAGUAACUUGUUCGCACAUAUCAUCACAUCGAUUAGGAAGUUUUAGAAUCACAAGGUUUGGACUCUGGAGCUCAGUUGUCUGCGAAUCUCCUUCGAAGAGGCAAACUAGGGUAUCUUUUUAACUCACCCGUGGAGCUCCGGUAUCUUUAGUUAUCAUAUAGCAGAAAUUAGGAGAUGGAAGGUCCCGAUCGAGUAGACGAUCGGACAUUUAGGGUUAAUUUGAGCGGCGACGGAGCGGCUAGGCUGCGUGAGAGAGUGAUGGAUAAGCUGAAGGAAUUCAUGGGAGAUUACACUGACGACAUUCUGGUGGAAUAUGUCAUUGUCUUACUGAGGAAUGGCAAGCGCAAGGAUGAGGCAAGGAAUGAGCUGAAUGUAUUUUUGGGGGAUGACACUGAUUCUUUUGUGUCAUGGCUCUGGGACCAUCUCUCUUCAAAUUUACAUUUGUAUGUUCAACCUUCGGUACAUAAUCAAGAAGAAGUUGCCGAAGUGAAACCAAUAUUUGGGGAAGAUUUCACAAGCAAUAAUCCUCAGCCGUUGGAUUCUGAACCUGAAAGAGAAAAAGAUACUAAGGAAUCUAGAAGCCGACGGAAUAAGGAAUGGAAAGGACUGGUAAGAGAGGUUGAUGAACCUCCUCCUCUUCGAAGCUCUGAGGUUGAAAGUAUCCAUCCAGAGGAGAAAAUUCAUCAGAAAUCUGGUCGUGUGAAGCGAUCUCGUUCUCCCAGGCCUUUGGUCAAUGCAAAACGGAGUCGACAAGAAGAGGGACAUCAAACUAAGAGAGAGGUAACUUCCCAUCCAUCUAUUAAUGCUCCUCGUCGGCUGCUUCAAUUUGCUGUAAGGGAAGCGGUCGGUACUUUAUGGCCAUCAAAUUUAAGAACAGAGGCAUAUUCGAAGCGUCUUCGGUCUGUGGUUUCUACGUCAACAGUAGAUUCAUCGACAGAUGAGCAACCUCAGAGGAUAAAAUCUGUUGCAAGGGUGCCAAAUGCAAUGACAACUGCAAUCAAAGCUGCAGCAGAAGCUGCUGAAGAUGUAGUUAAGGUUAGAUGUUCAGGGAAUGUGUUUGACCGUUUGGGUCAUAGUAUGGACGUUUCACGGGUGACCGACCAAUUGACUGAUUUUGGGCCAACAAACACAAUGGAAACAGAUUUGGAUCAGACUCGAGGCCUGACUAACACAGAUUAUGUUCAAAGACAUGAAUACAAUAAAAAACUCAACGGGAAUACGGCAAUAUUGGACAGGAAUACAGACUUGGCUUCUGAUUCUGCAUCUGAUAAUGAUGGGUAUGAAGAUAUCAAUGUUGUGGAUCGGGGGGCCAGAGAUGCUUCUCAGACCGGUGCAUCUAGUGGGAAGGAGAGGGAUUCACUGACAGUGCAGUACAGUGUAGCCAAGAACAAGGAUGAGGUUGCAAGAAAAAAAUGGAUGCAAGAUCAGGUUCCUCCUAAUACAGUCACAAACACAUCUCGUAAGAUUGUGAAUAUCUCUGUGAAUGUGAACACAUGGAAACCACCACAUUACCAGGCACCAAGGGAGAUUGCAGAAAUUGAGAACCGUAAAGCUGUUCAGGAGAGUGAGGUGGUUGCAGGUAAACCUGGUGCUCAGGUCUCAAAGGAGAAUAACAACAACAUUGUGGCUGGUAAUGAACAUGAAUCAUCCAUUACACAUACUCAGAGAGAGUCUCUGAAGACUCUGUCUACCACCCCUGGUUCAUAUACUACAGGUCGUCCUUCGGAAGAUGCUGAAUUUCGGACCAUCUUCGUUAGCAAUGUUCAUUUUGCAGCCACCAAGGACGCCCUUUCCCGGCAUUUCAAUAAGUUUGGGGAAGUUCUAAAAGUUGUUAUUGUGACUGAUGCAGCAACUGGGCAACCAUUAGGGUCGGCUUAUGUGGAGUUUAUGCGCAAAGAAGCAGCUGAGAAUGCCAUGUCUCUGAACGGCACCUCUUUUAUGUCACGCAUUUUGAAGGUUGUCAAGAGAGGUUCUGCCAAUCAAGAAACUGCUUCUGUGAUGACUCGGCCUCGCAUGCCCCGAGCAUCUCCUUUUGCUGCUAGGCUUGCAAGAGUUCCUUUUACAAGGGGCAUCCCGGGUGCAUUCAGGGUUCGCCCUCCAAUCAAACCUGGUGCCCGGAGCUUGCAGUGGAAGAGAGAUUCCCAAACCACAACAGCUGGGGAGGGCAGUGCAAGUGUCCAGCAUGGAGUCACACCCUCCAACAACAAUGUUCCAUCUGCUACCCGGAGUCUCACCUAUAUUCGUACAGGACCUAACAAGUCAGAAGGGAGUUCUGCACCUGCUCCCGCCCCUGCUUAAUUUGUCAGUGUUUUCCUGGCUGGCUGCCCUGAUUACGUUCAGAAUGUCACUUCCAUGGUAAGAAGCCAAAUUCAGAUAACAAUUAUCUUGAUCCUUGCAUCAUCAAAAUCAGUUGUUUUAAGAUUUAUACUGGGUU